UAUAGUCAUGGACUUAACUACAUAGUUGUGGCUGAAGAUGUUCUUCCCCUCCAUUGUUGAUCUUGCUCUUCAAACUUCGCAGUCAUAAUUACCACUAACUUUCAGUUCCUUUUUUUAAAAGUAGCUACUAAGUUAAUUCACCUCCAUUGUUGAUUCCUUUAUUUCGUUCCAAUUCAUGUCUUUAGCAUCAGCUGAAUUUUUUUUGUUCUCAAUUCGUUUGAAAGUAGCUGCUAAAAGCAGUCCAGUUUUAGUUUUGACAACGCGCCCCCCACCCAACUUCAUCGUCAGACCAAAAGAAAGAACAGAGAAGAUGAUGAGAAGCAGCGAGCCAUGGCCAUACGUCGAGUCUUCGCCGCCCGUAUCAGACGAGAGAUUAGAGUUCGAUGCGCACGUGAGCUUCAGGAGAAAGAAGUCGAGCAAGCGGCAGCAGAGGUUCACCAACCUCCUAUACGCUGCCUUUGCAAGAGAAUGCAUCAAGACUUCCCGAGAACAUGGAGAGGAUGAAGAAGAAGGAGGGGAUCAGGAGGUGGGGAAGGUGGUGGCUGCAGUGGAGAGAUCGGAGGUCUUCGUGCCCAUCUUCUCCAGGUCCUUCGCUGAGUCGUCGCGCUGUUUGAUGGAGGUCGAAAAGAUGGUGGAGUGCAAGCGGCGGAUCCUCCCAAUAUUUUUCGAUGUCGACCCUUCGGACGUCCGACGACAGAGGGGACCCUUCGAGCAGCCUUUCGCCGACCAUGAGAAGAGAUUUAGCAAGGAGAAGGUGAAGGCAUGGAGGGACGCUCUGGGGGAGACCGGGGAGAUCUCCGGCCAUGAUCUCAGGAAUGCACCUCAAGGGUAUGAAGAAAAGGUCAUUCAAUUGAUUGUUAAGAUCAUUCUGAUUAAAGUGAACAAGACUCCAAUAGACGUGGCUAAACACCCGCUCGGAAUCAACCCUCGAGUGGAUGACCUGAUGAAGCUGGUCAACAUUUGGGCCAACGAUGUCAGGGUAGUAGCAAUACAGGGGAUGGGAGGAAUCGGCAAGACAACUCUUGCCAGGGCCCUAUACAACAGAAUCUUUUCCAAGUUCGAAGGUAGCAGCUUUGUUUCAAACAUCAAGGAGGUAUCAAGGCAACCAAAUGGUCUCGUUUCUCUGCAAAAUCAACUGCUACAUGAAGCCCUCAAAGGUAAAGUGCAACCAGUAAGCAACUCAAGCCAGGGGACAAGUGUGAUCAAGCAGAGAAUUCACAGCAAGAGAGUUCUGGUUGUUCUUGACGAUGUUGACCAUAUAGAACAGCUAAACGCAUUGGUACGACCUACUUGGUUGUCUGCAGGAAGCAGAAUCAUUUUAACAACAAGAUAUGAGCACGUACUGAACGUGUAUGGGCUAAAAGAACAUGAGAUCUACCGGCCCUCGGAAUUGAACCGUGAAGAGUCAAUUCAGCUAUUUAGUUUUCAUGCUUUCGGGAAGGACCAGCCAAUUGAAGGUUUUGUAGGUCUGACUGAGAAGGUUGUCUCAGCUACCGGUGGGGUGCCAUUGGCUCUAGAAGUGGUUGGUUCCUCAUUGUUUGGUAAAAGAAGUGGUCAAGAAUGGAAUGAUACGUUGGAGAAGUUGAAGAAGGUCCCUCCUCUUGAUGUUCAGCAGACCUUGAGAAUUAGCUAUGAUGGCCUUGACAACCUUGAGAAAAGUAUAUUUCUAGACACUGCUUGUUUCCUAUCAGGAACGGACAGAGAUACUGCAAUUCAGAUGUGGAAAGGUUGUGGUUUCUUUCCAACCAUAGCUAUUAAAGUUCUCAUGCAUAAGUCCCUUUUAAAGAUCAGUGAAGACGAUAAGCUGGAAAUGCAUGAUCUACUUCGUGAUAUGGGAAGGCAGAUAGUUCAGGAGGAAUGCCCUCCAAACCCUGGGAAACGUAGCAGGUUGUGGUUUCAGAAAGAUGCCUUGCAUGUUUUAAAAGGCCUUAAAGGGACGAGAAAUAUCGAAGGAAUCGCUGUGAAUUUCAUGGAGGCCAGUGAUCAAGAUGACCACCACCUGACCACCAAAUCUUUUGCAGGUUUAUCUAAUCUGAGAUUGCUUUGUGCUAACUAUGCAAACAUCAUGGGGAAAUACUCACAUUUGCCUAAGAAACUGAAAUGGUUGCAAUGGCAUGGCUGUCCUUUGGGAUCAUUUCCAUAUGACUUCAAUCUCAUUGACUUGGAAGUGUUAGACUUGUCUCGAAGCAAUAUCAACGAAUUACAGAGCAAGAAGCCGGCAACAAAUGUUAGAAGCUUGAUUGGGUACUACAUAGAGUGUUCCAUUUUGAGUGCAUAUCGACUUCUUACAGGAAAACAUAACCAUGGUAUGCAUACUUUUGAAACCUUGAAGGUUCUCAAUCUCAGUGGCUGCAAUCACUUUGUUACCAGCCCAGACUUAUCCAAUCUGCUAUCCUUGAUAAAAUUGACAUUUGAUGACUCUCUUAACUUGAUGGAAGUGCAUGACUCGAUCGGGAAUCUUAGGAGCUUGGUCUACUUCAGUAUAAGAGGCUGCAAGUCGCUAGAGGCCCUUCCAAACAGUUUUGUUCAACUAAAUAGUCUUAAAGUCCUAAUCCUCUCUGGCUGCUCCAAGCUCUCCACUUUGCCGGAACAGUUAGGCUGCAUGCAAUCUCUAAUAGAAGUUGCACUCGAUGAGACUGCAAUCAGAAUGAUACCUGAUUCAAUUGGACACCUGACAAGGCUUUCUCGGCUAUCUCUAGCUUAUUGUGAUUCUUUGGUAUCCUUGCCUGAUUCCACAGGAGAAUUGUGCUCUUUGACGGAGUUGAUGUUGGAUAACAGUGCAGUUCAUGGAAUACCAGGCUCAGUAGGAUCACUGAAGAAGCUCAAAAGGUUAGGUGCAAGCAAUUGUUCUAACCUUGCCAGCAUACCUGAUUCCUUUGGAUCAGUAGAAAACCUCGAGAUGCUAAGGAUCACUGGUUCUGGAAAAUUCAACAUCUUGCCUCUCUCUUUUGCACAAUUGAGGAACCUUUUCUAUUUGAACUUGUCCUAUUUGGGCAUCAGUGAAUUGCCUGAGAAUUUUGGAAGCCUUAACAAACUAAAGCUUCUCUAUCUAAACGGUAAUAAUAAGCUCGUGAUGCUACCAUCUACCUUUUGUCAGUUAACCUCCUUGGAAAGAAUAGAUCUCAAGGAAUGUAGCUUGUCAGAUGGUGGAAUUUCUCUAGAUUUCUCAAUGUUUUUAUCCCUGAAAAUACUGAACUUAGAUGGAAACAAGUUCUCCUGCCUGCCAACAACACUGAGUUCCCUUCCUCAACUUGAGGAGCUAUCCCUACUCACCUGUGCAAAGCUUCAGUCUCUCCCUCCGCUUCCCUCGUCCAUAACCAAGCUUGACGCCUAUCGUUGCAGUUCCUUGGAAAGAAUCCCAAAUAUCUCAAACUUGAAGAGCUUAAGAGUUCUAGAUUUUACAGACUGCAAGAGUCUGGAAGAUGUCCCUGGCCUUGAAACAUUGACAUCUUUAAUGUGCUUACAGUUGGUUGGCUGCACCAAUCUCAGCAGUAAUUUCAAGAAGAGGAUUGUUAAGGAAACGUUUGAACGCUUGGAGAGUUUAAGCAUUCCUGGAACUAAAUGCCCAAGUUGGUUCAAGCAUCAACAAUUAUGCUGUGAGGUCCAAAAACCUUCUGUGGGUAAGCAUGAGAUUAAAGGACUUCUUCUGUGGGUUGUUUUCUCCAUGAUUAAAAGGCCAUUCCGUUGUACAUUCCACUUGUAUUCGAACUUCAGUCUUGUGGUUAAUGGUGAAGAUGGCUCCUCAACCAACUUCGAAGUAGAAGUUCCAGUGUCCUAUUACAGAGACAGCAAUAUGCUCUUUUACCAUUACAGAGACGGCCACCCUUUAAUUCGGCUUCUGAAGGAAGGAGGUUCAAUCAAUAUACUGAUAACUGAACAAUUCUCAUUAAACGAUUUUCAGAUAGUGAAGGGAGGAAUACAUCCGAUUUAUAGGCCAACAGAAGGGCAGAAAGAUAUUGCCAGUGAAGAAGAAGCACUGGUUCCUGAAAAAUUGGCUCAGUUUUUCAUGUCUCCCUAGAGAGGCGUGUCUCUCUUCUCUCUCUCUCUCUCUCUCCAUCAAACUAAACUUUCAAGUGUCGAAUAAAUCAUUUUUUCUUUGUAUUAUUGUCAAUAUUUAUGGAGAUUGUUAGUCCAAUCCAAUUUUUGAUGGUA
Molecule: messenger RNA, 4152 nt
Organism: Nymphaea colorata (pocket water lily)
Lineage: Eukaryota; Viridiplantae; Streptophyta; Magnoliopsida; Nymphaeales; Nymphaeaceae
Product: disease resistance protein RPV1-like
Exons: 5
Coding region: 176-4018 (1280 amino acids)
Biological process (GO): signal transduction; defense response
Molecular function (GO): ADP binding; protein binding
Source: RefSeq, a predicted model, not a curated record